Epinephelus lanceolatus (giant grouper) is the source of this 1579-nucleotide messenger RNA. NCBI's taxonomy places the organism in Eukaryota, Metazoa, Chordata, Actinopteri, Perciformes, Serranidae. The record is from RefSeq and is a predicted model, not a curated record.
CUCCAAUGGCAAUAAUGACAACUUUACUCCCAAUGAAUGCAACACUAUCUGUCAGUGAGACUUUAUCAUCCAUUGCUUCCACUGAUGUUCCAUCAUCUCCUCCUGUGCCUGGAACAUCUGCUGCACGAACAACUAAAAGUUCUGCUUUGGAAACUAUUACAACAGGUGCGACACUACAGAAGCCAAAGUUGAAGUUGGGAUUCAAAGUUUUUGAAAAUUUUACAGAAGAACUUCUAAACAAAUCCUCACCACAAUUCAAGAGUUUCUCCAACAGAGUAACUACAGCUCUGGAUGAACUCUAUACAAAGGAAUAUGGUGCACUCUUCAAUCGAUCUGUUGUGAAAUCUUUGAGUCGAGGCUCCAUUGUGGUAGAUGCUGAACUGAUAUUCAAUAAUGUCAGCUCAGUGCCAACAACAAGUUCUGUGGAAGCAUCUUUGAUACAGGAGUAUAACAACAAUACUAACUUCUCUCUUCCACUGAAUACAUCAACCAUUGUUGCAACAAGUGUUAGCACCCUGACAACAUCAACCACAACCCUUCCUACUACAGCUGUUCCGACCACUGCUCCCCGUUCUGCAGCUGCCUCUACUGCAGUUGCUCCCACUGCUGCACCUGCUCCCAGUAUAGCAGCUGUUUCCACUGAUGUUACAGUCACUUCAGCUGCAGAGACUACAACCACUGCAUCAACAAACCCACCUUCAUCCAGUGAGGGAACCCUGUGUCUUCAGUUUAUUCUCAACCAAACAUUUACAGCAGAUCUCUCCAACUCCUCCUCCACAGCAUAUAAGAAUUUGUCUGCGACAGCUGUCUCAGAGGUCAACAGAGUUUGUCAGAAGGUCUAUCCAUCAACCUUCAAUCGCUCAAUUUUCAACACGUUCACGAGGGGAUCAGUGGUUGUUGACAUGACUCUUGUCUUCAAAGAUAAGUCCUCACUCCCAACAGUCAUCAGCGCGACGUCACAACUCAGUGCUGGACUUACCUGCAGCUCCACAUCUCUUAAUAUUGUACCAGGCAGCGUCAUUGUCUGUACAUCAACAUCAAGUAGUCCUCCUCAUCCUACAGUGCUCUCACUGGCAGUCUUGUCACUUACACUGCUGAUUAUGGCACAGAUGCUGACGGAUUCAUAGCGGGAUCCAAACAUUGUCGAUAACUGGAUAAAUAGCUUUUGCAGUGUGAUUAAGUGGAGCAAGACAAGACGCACACUUGCAAAAGCAAUUGACAGAUACUGUGCCAUUAGAUAAAAACAUAUGCACUUGAGAACUUUUAUUGCAUUUACUUUUAUUUCGACAUUUAAUGUCGAGAUACCUUUUCAAAUAAUUUUGUCUUGCCGUUUUAUUUAACUGUGAAUUGAAUUGUACUUAAAAUGUACUUAAUUUUUACCCUGUAUUUUUAAAAGUAUUUUGUGAUACAAUGUGACGACGACAUGUUUUAACACAGUUAAUGUAAUGACAGUUACAGCAUUGUUUUGUCUUACAUUCUGUAUGGAAUUUGUUAUUAUGUAAAUGUUAAUGUAAAAUAAUUAUUGUCUUACCUGCAACACAUCCAUUUACUAUUGUAAAGGACAUAUUGUCAUUUAUUU